Molecule: messenger RNA, 1732 nt
Organism: Manihot esculenta (cassava)
Lineage: Eukaryota; Viridiplantae; Streptophyta; Magnoliopsida; Malpighiales; Euphorbiaceae
Product: IRK-interacting protein
Exons: 2
Coding region: 78-1526 (482 amino acids)
Source: RefSeq, a predicted model, not a curated record
AGAAUAUGUGUCAUUUACGUAGUUCAAAUAAAAAGACUAAUGCCCCACUCCAAAAAUGAGAUCAAUAACAAAUAGGAAUGGCUCCUUCGUCCUCUUCUUCUCCUUCCUCUUCUAUGUCCCCUAUCUCCUCUCCUGCUCCACUGCCCCCUCAUCUGUCCCCUCGUUUCACUGCUAUUCAGGAAUGCGAAAUAGAAGAAUAUGAAGAUGCAUGCAGUGAAGAGAGAAGCCGAGGGAAGGCGACAUCAGUGACUACAGCUACUGAUUGUGUGGAUAAGAGAGAGACUCCAAAGCACCUGCCAACGCCUCUUCAUGACAAAAACGGCAAGCCCAACUCCAAGAAACGGCAGGAAUCUAGUGAAAGCUGUGGAGAAGAUGGUUCCGUUUCUUGUAACAAUUGCCGUCCACACUCGCGAGAGAAGAUCUCUGUGGUUUCUUUGGACAACAAUGGAUCAAACAAGCACUCAUCUUUUACUGCAAGUCCUAAUGGACUCUUCAAGUCUAUCUUCUCUUCGUUCACAAGAAGAAGUCCAAAAUCUAUAGAUUCAUCACCGGCAAGAGAGGAACAAUGGAGGAUUGCUGUGGCCGAGCUCUCUCAUAAGCUAAUUCAAGCAAGAAAAAGGAGAGAUGAAGCACUUCUUGAAGCUUCAAGGCUCAAGCAUUCAAUGUCUGAACUCGAAAAGAAGCUUAACAAGCUUGAAGUUUAUUGCCAUAAUUUAAAGACGGGGCUUGACGAGUGUGCCAUCAACUCACCAUAUCGAGCUGGGAAAGGUUUCAGAAUCCAUCAUCAUCAUCAAAACAGUGUCGUAGAGCAAUUCUUGGUUUCAGUUUCUGAAGCUAGAUCCUCAGUUAGGCUUUUGAGCAGAUCACUCACCAAGCAACUCAGGCACAUGGGACUUGGAGCCAGAGUUUAUGAAAGAAUAUCUGUGCUGUUCCAACCAUACGAUAUAAAGAUUUCAUUCUCCAAUAAUUCAAAAAGUGUGCUCUUUUACCUUGAAGCCUUGCUGAACAAAGCUUUCUUUGAAGAUUUUGAAUCUGUUGGGUUCCAAAAGAGUUCUACAAACCAAAUAUUGAACCCAAUUGAUAGAUGUGAAGCAAACUAUGCAUCUUUCAAUGUAUUGAAUGAGUUGACAUGGGAGGAAGUGUUGAAUAAGGGGACAAGGCAUUUCAGCGAAGAGUUCAGCAAGUUCUGUGACAGGAAAAUGAAUGAGAUUGUUGCUAUGUUGGGGUGGAACAGAGCCUGGCCUGAGCCACUGUUGCAGGCAUUCUUUGGUGCUUCUAAAAGUGUGUGGCUGGUGCACCUCUUGGCCAACUCAGUGCACCCUGGUUUGCAAAUCUUUAGGGUGGAUAAGUGGGUGAGGUUCGAUUCGGUUUACAUGGAAGAUAUGGGAGGAGACAGAGCUGAGAAGCUGGUGCCAACCAUGGUUCGGAUCAUGGUUGCACCUGGGUUUUAUGUCUAUGGCAACAUGGUCAAGUGCAAGGUACUUUGCAGGUACAACAACAAUAAUAGCAAUAACAUUACUCCUUAGAGUCUAGUUUUUCCAAAUCUGAAAUAUUUUUAUUACUUCGUAACACCAUUGCUGUUAUUGUUAUAUGGAAUUUUCAAUUAAGCAAUCUGAUCAGAGAUCUAUUGAACUGGGGAUUUCAGGGUCAGAGUAAAAAAUGGGCAAUUUCUGAUGAUUUUGUUUUAUUCUUUGUUUGGUCAAUUUUAAUUGUCAUCCUUACUUUCGUUGCU